Molecule: messenger RNA, 1857 nt
Organism: Brassica oleracea var. oleracea
Lineage: Eukaryota; Viridiplantae; Streptophyta; Magnoliopsida; Brassicales; Brassicaceae
Product: metal transporter Nramp3-like
Exons: 3
Coding region: 97-1656 (519 amino acids)
Biological process (GO): metal ion transport; defense response to bacterium; positive regulation of reactive oxygen species metabolic process
Cellular component (GO): vacuolar membrane
Molecular function (GO): manganese ion transmembrane transporter activity; cadmium ion transmembrane transporter activity
Source: RefSeq, a predicted model, not a curated record
UACGUGCUGAGUAAAUGAGAGAGUAAGAAAGACGUAACAAGCCACCCAAUAAAACAAAAGAAAGAAAGCGAAACAGAAACAGUCACCGGCAAAAAGAUGUCACGGCUCGAGAACGAUCGUCCGCUUCUAACCGAGGGAAUCUACGAGGAGGUCCACGAAGAAGAAGAAGAAGAAGAAGAGACGGCGUACGACGAGGCGGAGAAAGUCCACAUCGCGAGAGACGAGGACGACGACGAGAGAGACCUCGAGCACGGCGUCGGAUGCGGCGGCGCACCGCCGUUCUCCUGGAGGAAGCUAUGGCUGUUCACCGGACCCGGGUUCCUGAUGAGCAUUGCGUUUCUCGAUCCGGGAAACCUCGAAGGAGAUCUCCAAGCCGGGGCCGUCGCGGGGUACUCACUUCUUUGGCUGCUUAUGUGGGCGACGGCGAUGGGUCUUUUGGUUCAGCUUUUAUCGGCGAGGCUCGGCGUCGCGACGGGUCGUCACUUGGCGGAGCUUUGCCGGGAAGAGUAUCCGACUUGGGCGGGUAUGGUUUUGUGGGUUAUGGCUGAGUUGGCUUUGAUUGGAUCUGAUAUUCAAGAAGUCAUUGGAAGUGCCAUCGCUAUCCAGAUUCUGACCAAUGGGAUCUUCCCUCUCUGGGCUGGUGUCGUUAUUACAGCUCUCGACUGUUUCGUCUUCUUGUUUCUUGAGAACUACGGAAUCAGGAAACUCGAGGCGGUUUUUGCGGUUCUAAUCGGAACAAUGGCGGUGGCAUUCGCUUGGAUGUUCGGUCAAGCCAAACCAAGUGGCUCUGAGCUUCUCGUUGGCAUAUUGGUACCGAAGCUAAGCACAAGAACAAUACAAAAAGCGGUCGGAGUCGUGGGCUGCAUUAUAAUGCCGCACAACGUGUUCCUCCACUCAGCUCUCGUCCAAUCCCGUGAAGUCGACAAGCGGCAGAAGCACAGAGUCCAAGAAGCUAUAAACUACUACACGAUCGAAUCCACGAUCGCUCUCGCCGUCUCCUUCAUGAUCAACCUCUUCGUCACGACGGUUUUCGCCAAAGGCUUCUACAACACCGACCUGGCCGACAGCAUCGGCCUGGUCAACGCGGGUCAGUACCUCCAGGACAAGUACGGAGGCGGGGUGUUCCCGAUACUGUACAUCUGGGGGAUAGGGCUGCUAGCCGCUGGGCAGAGCAGCACCAUCACGGGCACCUACGCGGGGCAGUUCAUCAUGGGAGGGUUUCUGAAUUUCAAGAUGAAGAAGUGGCUGAGGGCUUUGAUCACGCGCAGCUGCGCGAUCGUUCCGACCAUGAUCGUCGCUCUGGUGUUUGAUUCGUCUGAAGCUACUUUGGAUGUUUUGAACGAGUGGCUUAACGUGCUUCAGUCCAUUCAGAUCCCGUUCGCGCUCAUUCCGUUGCUGUGUUUGGUCUCCAAGGAACAGAUCAUGGGUAGUUUCAAAAUCGGUCCUUUGUAUCAGACAGUCGCUUGGCUUGUUGCUGCGCUUGUGAUAAUGAUAAACGGUUAUCUGUUGCUUGAGUUCUUUACCUCGGAGGUUAGUGGCGUCGUCUAUACCGGUUUUGUGAGUGUGUUCACGGCUUCGUAUGGUGCGUUCAUAGUCUACCUGAUUGGUCGUGGCAUUAAUUUCACUCCGUGCCGCUCUAAAGCAGAGUCUAGUUGAUGAGAAUGGAUGGGGGACCAAACCAAACAAUGUAACUCUGUUUUGUUUUUGGAUCAGUAGGAUAAUUGCGUUUGCUUGGCUUAAGUGUUUUGUAUAAUAUGUAUCAUAUAAUAAGAAGUUCUUGGUUUUGUGAAAGAAAGCUCUUCAAUGUAUAAGUAGUUCGGUCCGAGAGAUGGGAGAAUUAAUAAGAUCAUUUCACCA